GUCUGCCGUUGACAGUUCUACCACAAAAUUCCCAAAUCAACUCGGAAACAAGGAAGAACGGAGAAAUCCCUCUUCUAACAGUUUGCAAAAACCUUGAGACAAAGGCGGACAAUGAAAAAUAUAGGAAAGCUGGUGUAUAGAGCUAUCCGCUUCAGCAAUAAUAACAAUAUACUAUUACCAAAUCCCUACAAAUUAAAUGGCUCUGCGCGAGGAUUGUGUGUAUAUCUUGUAUCCCAUCGACCACCUUUUGCUUCUUCUUCAAGCAAUCAUCCCGAUUUAGCCUCGUUGAAAUCUUCUUUACGCCCCUUUCAAUGGAAUCAUUUCCAAGGGCAGAGAAGGACCAUGUUUAUCCAGACGCAAUCAACUCCUAAUCCCUCAUCACUUAUGUUUUAUCCUGGAAAGCCUGUUAUGGAGGCGGGGAGCGCGGAUUUUCCAAAUGCACGUUCUGCCAUGAAUUCUCCACUGGCGAAAUCCCUCUUCGGAAUUGAUGGAAUUACUAGGGUUUUCUUCGGAUCAGAUUUUGUAACUGUGACUAAGUCGGAAGACACUUCAUGGGAUUUUCUGAAACCUGAAAUCUUUGCAGCAAUAAUGGAUUUUUAUUCCUCGGGGCAGCCAUUAUUCCUGGAUUCAAACACUGCAGCUUCCAUGGACACAGCCAUCCAUGAGGAUGAUUCAGAGACUGUUGCAAUGAUCAAAGAACUGUUGGAGACUCGUAUCCGUCCAGCUGUACAAGAUGAUGGUGGGGACAUCGAGUAUCGAGAAUUCAAUCCAGACACGGGAAUAGUUAAACUAAGGAUGCAAGGAGCAUGCAGUGGCUGCCCUAGCUCGUCCGUUACUCUGAAAUCUGGCAUCGAGAACAUGCUAAUGCAUUAUGUACCCGAAGUAAAAGGUGUGGAGCAGGAAUUUGAUGCUGAAGAUGAGAAUCCAUCGUUGAUUGGAGCGGCUCACGAGUAAUUGAAAUCUAGCUCAUGUCUCGAAAUUUUAUGUUGAUAAAGGGGAUAUUUUAUUACAUAUAUCUCUUGGUCAAAAGUGAUAAAUGUUGAGCCUUUAUUUGGCUUUAUUGUAAGUCCGUUAAGUAGGGUCUUAGGGUCAUGUCUUAAAACUUGCGUUCUAAUUUGGAUUUUGGUAAUAAAAAUAAAUUAUGAGGGAAGUAAAUGUAUAGUAACUCUA
Molecule: messenger RNA, 1170 nt
Organism: Olea europaea var. sylvestris
Lineage: Eukaryota; Viridiplantae; Streptophyta; Magnoliopsida; Lamiales; Oleaceae
Product: nifU-like protein 4, mitochondrial
Exons: 3
Coding region: 112-954 (280 amino acids)
Biological process (GO): iron-sulfur cluster assembly
Cellular component (GO): mitochondrion
Molecular function (GO): iron-sulfur cluster binding; iron ion binding
Source: RefSeq, a predicted model, not a curated record